Molecule: messenger RNA, 1719 nt
Organism: Penicillium subrubescens
Lineage: Eukaryota; Fungi; Ascomycota; Eurotiomycetes; Eurotiales; Aspergillaceae
Gene: mirD
Product: putative MFS siderophore iron transporter
Exons: 5
Coding region: 1-1719 (572 amino acids)
Biological process (GO): transmembrane transport
Molecular function (GO): transmembrane transporter activity
Source: RefSeq, a predicted model, not a curated record
AUGACCAUGGACAAGAAUGCCACUACCAUGGGGGUCAAUGAAGAUCCGUUGCCUUUGAACCCUGAGUCUCCGAGGGUGGAGGGUGAGGAGGAGGAUCAACAGGAUGGUGUGAGAGUUGCUGAGGCGGUCACUUCUUCUUGGUCGAGACGCUCUUUGAUCAUAGUCUAUGCUUCGAUGUGGUUGUUAUACUUUGUCAACGGUCUGAACAGCAGUCUUACUGCCAAUCUGUCGGCCUAUAUCACCAGUGAUUUCUCGGAACACUCGCUACUCACUGUGAUCAGUGUUGUGACCAGUGUAAUGGGCGCUGCUUGCGUGAUGCCAAUUGCAAAGGUUCUGAACUUGUGGGACCGAACCCUGGGAAUCUCCAUCAUGGUUUUGAUUGCCAUCAUGGGUCUCAUUAUGAUGGCUUGUUGCAACAAUAUCGCGACAUACUGUGCUGCGCAGGCAUUCUACACGGUCGGAUUCACCGGUACAAUUUUCUCAAUUGACGUGAUCACCUCGGAUACCUCCUCCCUCCGCAAUCGUGGUCUAGCAUACGCUUUCACCUCCUCGCCUUAUAUGAUCACCGCGUUUGCAGGAUCCCCAUUGUCCAACCAAUUCCACGAAACCAAUUGGCGAUGGGCGUACGGAACUAUCUGCAUUAUUCUUCCGAUUGUUGCGCUGCCUUUGAUUGUUACGUGGGAGUUGGCGAAGCGAAAGGCUGAUAAGGAGGGUCGGCUGCACUACAAGGCUCGCAGCACUCGGACUUGGAUGCAGAGUGUUUGGUUCUAUAUCAUUGAGUUUGAUAUUAUCGGUAUCUUCCUCAUGAUCGGCGGCCUGAUCCUCUUCCUUACAUCGUUCAAUAUCGCCGGUAACACCGAAGGAGAAUGGGAGUCACCCAAGAUCAUCGCCAUGAUGGUAGUUGGCUUCUGCGUUCUAGUCGCCUUCGUCGCUUACGAGCGCUGGGGAGCACCAAAGCCCUUCAUCCCAUUCUCGCUCCUCGCCAACCGAACCGUGAUCGGCGCGUGUCUUUUGUGUAUCACCUACCAGGUCUCCUACUACUGCUGGGCCAGCUACUUCACCUCCUUCCUACAAGUCGUUUUCAACACCAGCCUCACUCAAGCCGGUUACAUCGCUGCUAUCUUCGACUUCAUGGACCCUGUCUGGCUUCUUGGCUGUGGAUACUUGAUCCGAGUCACUGGUCGGUUCAAGUGGCUGCUCAUGUUUGCCGUGCCGCUCUACCUCCUCGCUAGUGGAUUGAUGAUCUAUUUUCGUUCCCCCGGUCACAAUGUUGGAUACAUGUGCAUGUGCCAGAUUUUCCUGGCCGUCGGUGGUGGUACUAUGAUCUUGAUUGAACAAGUUGCCGUCCUGGCCGCUGCCAGUCACGAAGACUACGCUGCCAUGUUGGCACUGCUUAGUGUCUUCGGUAACGUUGGUGGUGCUGUUGGUAGCAGUGUCUCAGGUGCGAUCUGGACCAACACACUUCCCAAGAAAUUGCAGGAGCUGUUGCCUGCAGACACUGUGGAUCAGUGGGCGGAUAUUUACGAGUCGUUGGAUAUUCAGCUUAGCUUUGAAGUUGGAUCUCCUACCCGCAUCGCUAUCCAGAAUGCGUAUGCUUUCAGUCAGCGCAACAUGAUGAUUGCGGGUACUGCUGUUAUGGCUUUGUCUAUUGGUUGGGUGCUGAUGAUGAAGAAUAUCAAGGUGAAGGACAACAAGGACGUGUCAAAGGUUUUGUUCUAA